CAGCGAAACUUCUCUGCGGGUUCUGGCGCUGGGGCACCGGCCCCGCAACGACUGCCCGGGCUGCGGGAGGGGAGGAGAGCAGAGAACGUCCCCAGGGUGAUGAGAGCAGAGCCCAGGAAUGCCUUAUGUGGAUCGGCAGAACCGAAUCUGUGGGUUUCUGGACAUCGAGGAGCAUGAGAACAGCGGCAAGUUUCUGCGGAGGUACUUCAUUCUGGACACCCAGGCUAACUGCCUCCUCUGGUAUAUGGACAACCCCCAGAAUCUGGCAAUGGGGGCAGGAGCUGUUGGAGCUUUGCAGCUGACCUACAUCUCGAAGGUGAGCAUAGCUACCCCAAAGCAGAAACCAAAGACUCCAUUUUGCUUUGUUAUCAAUGCCCUGUCUCAGAGAUAUUUCCUUCAAGCCAAUGACCAGAAAGAUAUGAAGGACUGGGUUGAAGCCCUGAACCAAGCCAGCAAGAUCACCGUACCCAAAGGUGGGGGCCUACCCAUGACCACUGAAGUUCUCAAGAGCUUAGCAGCUCCUCCAGCCCUGGAGAAGAAGCCACAGGUGGCCUACAAGACCGAGAUCAUCGGAGGGGUGGUGGUCCACACACCCAUCAGCCAGAAUGGUGGGGAUGGGCAGGAAGGGAGUGAGCCUGGGUCCCACGCCAUCCUUCGAAGGUCUCAGAGUUACAUCCCCACGUCAGGCUGCCGUGCUUCCACCGGGCCUCCCCUCAUUAAGAGUGGUUACUGCGUGAAGCAAGGGAAUGUGCGGAAGAGCUGGAAACGUCGCUUCUUUGCACUUGAUGACUUUACCAUCUGCUACUUCAAGUGUGAGCAGGACCGAGAACCACUGCGCACUAUAUUUCUUAAGGAUGUUCUCAAGACCCAUGAAUGUCUAGUCAAGUCUGGUGAUCUCCUAAUGAGGGACAACCUGUUUGAAAUAAUAACAAGCUCCAGGACCUUCUACGUACAGGCGGACAGUCCAGAAGACAUGCACAGCUGGAUUAAGGAGAUUGGGGCAGCUGUCCAGGCCCUCAAGUGCCACCCCAGAGAAACCUCCUUUUCUAGAUCCAUUUCUUUGACCCGACCUGGAAUUUCCAGCCUUUCAAGUGGGCCCAACUCUAUCCUGUGCAGGGGGCGGCCACCAUUGGAGGAAAAGAAAGCCCUCUGCAAAGCCCCCUCUGUAGCCUCCUCCUGGCAGCCCUGGACACCUGUCCCCCAGACUGGGGAGAAGCUGCUUCCAGCUGGAGAGGCUUCAGAGGACUCUUUGUUCACGCCUCGUCCUGGGGAGGGCAGCACUGCUGGGGUGCUGCCCAGCUCCAGGAUAAGGCACAGAUCGGAGCCCCAGCACCCCAAGGAGAAGCCAUUUAUGUUCAACCUUGAUGAUGAAAACAUACGGACCUCUGAUGUGUGAUGGAGCACAGUGCCGUGGGAGGGAGGGAGGGAAGACUUGAGAGAAGGAGACUGUGACUCAGUUUCUCUACCUUAUUGGAGGGUAGUCAGAGGCCUUUAUGUCACUCAUAUUCCUGUGGAUGUUCUUUGGGAGGGAGGGGCCCAUCCAGCUGGCUGUGUGUGUGUGUGUAUGUGUGUGUGUAUGUGUGUGUGUGCGUGAUUUCAGUGCAGUGUAUUUAAUUUGGGGAAGUCACUAGGUUAGACCUGUAGGCAUACUCCGUGGAGAGGAAGCUACCUAUUCUAUUCUAACUAUUCCGAGGUCUUCCUGGAGAGGGAUUAUUUUAGCAGUUCCUCUCCAGAGGGGGCUGGAAGUCCAGUUUCACCACUGACCAAGUUUUAUUUCCUUGUCCUUGUUUUAGUUUUUUCAUUUUGUUUUCAGUCCAGGUGCCUCGCAGCUCUUUUGGAAUGGGCCGGCGUUAGUCUAAUCUUAAGCGCUGUGUGUUUUGUACCCUUGCAAACUUGCUUUCUCUUUCUUCUUGCUGUUGCCCUUUGAAUGAAGCCUUGUGUGCUUGCAUGAUCAGACCCUGUAAUAGGAUGAGUUUCCAUGUACUUAACAUGAAGAGAUACAAAAAGAAUCUAGAGAGAGAGAGAUUUUUAAUCAAAGAAGCUUGGCAUAGAAACAUUGAUUUAGAGGUUAUGAGUUGCUGGCCAGAAAUUCCUCAGAUAAAAGAGCCUAGAAAAUUGAUUGUUGGGUGGGCGUGGUGGGUCACGCCUGUAAUCCCAGCACUUUUGGGAGGCUGAGGUAGGUGGAUCACCUGAGGUCAGGAGUUUGAGAUCAGCCUGGUCAACAUGCUGAAACCUUGCCUCUACUAAAAAAUAUGCAAAAUUAGCCAGGCAUGGUGGUACAGGCCUGUAAUCCCACCUAUUCAGGAGGCUGAGGCAGGAGAUUCACUUGAACCUGGGAGGUGGAGGUUGCAGUAAGCCAAUAUUACGCCAUUGCACUCCAGCCUCGGCAACAAGAGUGAAACUCCAUCUCAAAAAAUAAAACAAAAUUGAGUGUCCCACCCAAAUUUUAGGGCGUACCUCCUUCCAUUUGACAAAAAUAUACUAUUUCCAGUGUCCCUGGGAGAAUUCUUCCAUCCAAUUUAUAUGGUGAAUUGCUGCCAGCAUUCAAAGGAAGAGAGAACUUAGCUUAUUUCUGUCGGUAACUUUUAUCAGCUAGAUCAGUCAAUUGUAUUUUUAAGUUAAAAAUUAGUGACCAGAGGAAGAGACUAAGAGAACUAUUUUUACCUGAGUAAAUGCUCUCCUCUUUGUGUGUCCAAAUCUAAUGCAGAGGUGAAAACACUUGAUGAGAAAAUCCUUAGUGGCUUGAGGGGAAUCAUGUUUCUUUCAGGACAUGUUGUUUCCCUGAAGUCUGUGUCACCCUGAGAACUUUUUCUGACUGCACUGCUUUGGAGCUAUUCAUUUAAACUGAGUUUGGCCUAGUUGUCCUGGUAUAAAACAGGAAAUCCACACUGUUCCCUCUUUCUCUCCCUUCCAUCCCUUCCUCUGCCUUUCCUGUACACGCUGGUGUGCUUUUGCCCUCAGAAAUUCUUGGUUUGGGAGUUAUUUAUGAGUGAUUACGACAUACUUGGAGCAGCAUGGUUUCAAGAAGCCAUUCCAAAUUCUUAUAGCUCCUUAGCUCUGGUUUUACUCUCAUAUGUUC
Messenger RNA from Mandrillus leucophaeus (drill), 3079 nucleotides. It is a transcript of the gene PLEKHA2, whose product is annotated as pleckstrin homology domain containing, family A (phosphoinositide binding specific) member 2. The transcript is spliced from 12 exons. The coding region runs from base 119 to 1396 and encodes 425 amino acids. NCBI's taxonomy places the organism in Eukaryota, Metazoa, Chordata, Mammalia, Primates, Cercopithecidae. Gene Ontology annotation, cellular component: membrane; cytoplasm. The record is from RefSeq and is a predicted model, not a curated record. Gene Ontology annotation, molecular function: PDZ domain binding.